Messenger RNA from Danio rerio (zebrafish), 1368 nucleotides. It is a transcript of the gene opn7a, whose product is annotated as opsin 7, group member a. Gene Ontology annotation, cellular component: membrane. Gene Ontology annotation, molecular function: G protein-coupled receptor activity. Gene Ontology annotation, biological process: detection of visible light; visual perception; G protein-coupled receptor signaling pathway. The record is from RefSeq and is marked provisional. Lineage: Eukaryota; Metazoa; Chordata; Actinopteri; Cypriniformes; Danionidae.
AUGCAAGGACUGGACAACAGCACCUUCCAGUCCAACAUCCCAGUUGCUGCAGACAUCACAGUGGGCAUCGUUUACUCCCUUUUUGGUGUUUGUUCACUAUGCGGAAACAGUAUGUUACUCUAUGUGUCCUACAAGAAGAAGCACCUGCUGAAACCAGCUGAGUUCUUCAUUGUUAACCUGGCCAUCAGUGAUCUGGGCAUGACCCUCAGCCUUUACCCUCUCGCCGUCACCUCAAGCAUCGCUCACAGGUGGCUGUAUGGAAGAACAGUGUGUGUGAUCUAUGCCUUCUGUGGUGUCUUAUUUGGGAUCUGCUCUCUCACCACUCUCACUAUUCUCAGCACUGUUUGCUGCCUCAAAGUCUGCUACCCACUUCACGGUAAUCGGUUCAGCUAUGAGCAUGGUCGCAUGUUAAUAGUGUGUGCGUGGGCCUAUUCUCUUGUGUUCGCCUGUUCUCCACUUGCCCACUGGGGGCAGUACGGACCAGAACCCUACGGCACAGCCUGCUGUAUUGACUGGGCCUGGUCCAAUCAAAACUCAGUGGCCCGCUCGUACACCACUGUGCUCUUCAUCGCCUGCUAUCUGGUGCCGUGUGUCAUCAUCAUCAUCUCUUACACACGCAUACUGAUCACGGUUCGAGAGUCCCGCAGAGCGGUGGAGCAGCACGUCUCAGCGCAGACACGCAUGGGCAACAUCCAGACCAUCAUAGUGAAGCUGAGUGUAGCAGUAUGUAUAGGAUUCUUCACUGCUUGGAGUCCAUAUGCACUGGUGUCUAUGUGGGCGGCGUUUGGCCAUUUUGAUGACAUCCCGCCCAUGGCGUUCGCCGUCCCUGCAAUGUUUGCCAAAUCCUCCACCCUUUAUAACCCUCUCAUCUACCUCUUGCUGAAACCCAACUUCCGCCACCUCCUCUGCAAAGACAUGCGCUCGCUGCGAGGGGUUUGCAUGCACCACUGUCUGUGCCAGUGUUUUCCCCCAUGGAGUUACCGGCCAUCAUUGGCCCUCAGUCUGCGGCCCCUGCGGCGGCGAGGUCAGUCCAUUUCUGAAUCAAUGGGGGGGCCUGUAGGUCAGUGUCACUGCCCCUGCGAGAGGUGCAAUGACCCCUUUGAGCAGUUUAAACACUACCCGCGCCGCUGUCCAGUCAAAGUGAACACUGUGCAGUUGUCUCUGCAGGACAGCACCGAACCUGAAUUGGAGCCAGAGCCGGAACCUAAAAUGUUGAAAGAAGGCAAACCAAAGAGUCAAUCAGUGGAGUGUAAAAAGUCUGUGCGGGUCAUCGUGAGGGGGCGGAAAUGCUCCGAAAUUGACAGUCUGGAGAUCACCUUGGAAACGGUGCCUGCUCCUGGUACAGCUGCCAAAAACACCAAACCGUAA